This is a messenger RNA of Exserohilum turcica Et28A, 882 nucleotides long. RefSeq lists its product as uncharacterized. Lineage: Eukaryota; Fungi; Ascomycota; Dothideomycetes; Pleosporales; Pleosporaceae. The coding region runs from base 1 to 882 and encodes 293 amino acids. Gene Ontology annotation, cellular component: cytoplasm. The transcript has 4 exons. The record is from RefSeq and is a predicted model, not a curated record. Gene Ontology annotation, biological process: protein refolding.
AUGGAUGAGUCCAUGUCUGAAUUCGAGCCUCCAGAGACGCCCGACUAUUACGCGGAUCUCGGGCUGCAACAAAAUGCAACACUCCAAGAAAUAAAACGGGCGCAUCAUUCGCUCGCGAGAAAGUAUCAUCCAGAUAAGCAAGGUCUAGGAGGAGUGUCUGUCGAUGCUCACGAAUUCCGCAAGAUUAGAGAGGCCUUCGAGUUUCUUCGAGAUAUAUCUAAUCGCUCCAGAUAUGACAUACGUUAUGCGCAGUUGCAACGAGCAUGGGCCCAAUACUACGCAUGGCGAGAGAUUCAACUGCAAAAUGAACAGCUAAGACGAGCCGAAGAGAUAUCACAGCAGAGAAGAACAGCUGAGGCCGAGAUGACACGUAAGAAGGAGGAGGAGCAACGAGUCGCAAGAGAAAAAGUAGCGCGUGAAAAGAAAGCAGAGGAGGAAAAGAAGGCUCGCAGAAGGGCGGAAGAAGAGCAACUCGCCAGAGAGAAGGAAGAACGCAAGAAAAUAAAGCAACUGAAGGAAGCGCUGGCGGAAAAAAGAUCACAGGAGGCGGCACGAAGAGCUAGGGAACAGCAGGAAAAUGCAGCCAGAGAGCGGCUGCGCAGAGAGAAGGAGAGGGAGGCAGAACAAAAGUCUGAAGACGCCGCUAUAAGGGCCAGGCAAGAGCAAGAGGUCGCCGCAGAAGAGAGACUAAAGACUAUAUUGAGGGAAGAAAAGCAUAAUGCUAUUCGGGAGAAUUGGGCGAGGAUGCGAGACGCCGCUGAGCUUCGACGAACAAGGCCAGCGCAACCUAGGACUCAGGGUCACAUAGAAUGCGACCAUCCUCGCCUAGGCUGGCCACGGAAGAGAGGGAAGCAUGCAAGACUAGGUACUAAUGGAUCCUGA